Penaeus indicus is the source of this 4558-nucleotide messenger RNA. RefSeq names its product UDP-glucuronic acid decarboxylase 1-like. Gene Ontology annotation, biological process: D-xylose metabolic process. The record is from RefSeq and is a predicted model, not a curated record. Bases 1 to 1440 code for a protein of 479 amino acids. The transcript is spliced from 10 exons. Gene Ontology annotation, cellular component: cytoplasm. Gene Ontology annotation, molecular function: NAD+ binding; UDP-glucuronate decarboxylase activity. NCBI's taxonomy places the organism in Eukaryota, Metazoa, Arthropoda, Malacostraca, Decapoda, Penaeidae.
AUGACUACAGCCACCAACAGCAUGAAUGCAGACGAACGCUUGUGUGUACAGCAGUACAAUACACCAGAUAUGAGGAGAGCCUUAAUAUCAUGUAUUGCCCGUUCCACUGUACGUAGAAUGGCUUGCGCCAAAAAGGGGUGGUCGUGUUAUGCAGAGGUGAUCCGCAAUGUAAAUGAACAUACGUCUAUUGUGUCGAUGCUGUGUGGCGAUUCAUACUACGUACUAGCUGUCCUAACUGCCGCGCCUGCAUUAGAGGCAGCGCCGCCACGGCCGCCGAGGCGAGCAGGGCAGCUGCCCGGGCGGUCUGCCGCUCGUAAAUUUCGCAGCCCUUCGAAGAGGCACUCAAGUGAUCAGCUCGCUCGCGUUCGCGUGAAUCGCAAGCGCGAGAGGCAAUUAUGCCGCCGGGACAGGCGCGGCCCCGGGAUGCCUCGCAUAACAGGAGGAGCUGGCUUUGUUGGUUCACAUCUGGUUGAUCGUCUGAUGAUGGAGGGGCAAGAGGUAAUCGUGGUGGACAACUUUUUCACUGGACGUAAGAGAAAUGUGGAGCACUGGAUUGGACAUGAAAACUUUGAGCUCAUCCAUCACGAUAUUGUGAACCCUCUCUACAUCGAGGUUGAUCAGAUCUACCACUUGGCAAGCCCAGCCUCUCCUCCACACUACAUGUACAAUCCAGUGAAGACCAUCAAGACCAAUACAGUUGGGACAAUAAAUAUGCUUGGCCUUGCCAAACGUGUUGGUGCGAGGGUGUUGAUUGCUAGCACCUCAGAAGUGUAUGGCGACCCAGAAGUGCAUCCUCAGACAGAAAAUUACUGGGGCCAUGUCAAUCCUAUAGGACCACGGGCAUGUUAUGAUGAAGCUAAGAGAGUAUCAGAAACUUUGGCAUACUCAUAUGAGAAGCAAGAGAAGAUCGAGGUGAGAGUGGCACGCAUAUUCAACACCUAUGGUCCUCGGAUGCAUAUGAAUGAUGGCAGAGUUGUGUCCAAUUUCAUUCUUCAGGCUCUCACUGGCCAGGAUAUUACAGUUUAUGGACAUGGGCAACAAACAAGGUCAUUCCAGUAUGUCAGUGAUCUUGUUGAUGGCUUGAUUAAACUCCAGAGUUCUAACUACUCCCAGCCAGUUAAUCUUGGGAACCCUGAUGAACAUACUAUUGAAGAAUUUGCCACUAUCAUUCAUAAGAUGGUUGGUGGGAAGAGUAAGAUAAUUCACAAAGAUGCUGUUGAAGAUGAUCCCCAGCGUCGAAAGCCUGACAUCACACGUGCUAACCACAUCCUUGGCUGGCAGCCUGUGGUACCACUUGAGAAAGGCAUUGAAAAGACUGUGGAAUAUUUCCGUAAAGAGCUGAUGAGAUCAAGACACUCUGAGCGGAAUUUGCACUAUCCCCUGAUGGAAAGCUUUGGUGUGAAUGAGCAUCAACGGGCGGAGGAUUAUACUGAUCUGUAAGACAAUUAUAUUCAGAUUGAUUGGGAGAGGAGCAUGCAUUUUAAUGUAAAAAAGAAAAUGAUUAUUAUGUUCAGGAAUCAUUGCUAUAAACACUUAGCGUUAGGUGCUGAUGUAACACAAAACGUUAAAACCUGAAAUGGGAAGAACUACAGCAAGUAAGCUUUGAAAUGAUUUUAAAAAUUAUUAAGAUACAGCUUUAGAAAGUAGAGACUCAAGCAAGUAAUGAAUGCAUUACUUAAUUCUAUGUUAUGUUUUUCAUGUUGUACAAGAAAAACUGUAUUUGGUCAUUUUCAUGUUAUACAGAAACAUAACAGAAAUGAGAGUAGAUGAUCAUUUUAUAUAUAUGUUUUAAAAUCUUAUUUUUAAAGUACUUACCUGUAUUGUUAAAACUGCUUGAAGUCAUAACCUAUUGCAUUUAUAACCAAGCAGAUUUCUUGGUAUAGAAUUAGAUUACUGUGAUUUAUUACUGCCCCUAUUGGGUGGGUAUUCAUAUGAAAAUUGUUACAUAUUGAGAUCUUGACUAGAGGUUGAUAUCCUUUCUCUUGCUGCUGUAAUGUGCUUGCCAAUAGAAUAUUUAUAAGCCAGAGUAAUGGACUCGGAGGGGAAAGAGAACUGUAGGCAGCAGUAUACGCAGGUUACGUGAGACAAAAGUUAGGGAUGUUAUAUGAAUUAUUUCUUCUAUUUGAAUGCGUUUUUGGUUGUUAUUAUUAAUGCUAUUAUUAUUAUUAUUAUUAUUAUUAUUAUUAUUAUUAUUAUUAUUAUUAUUAUUAUUAUUAUUAUUAUUAUUAUUAUUAUUAUUAUUAUUAUCAUCACCAUCAUCGUCAUAUUAAUAAUAAUAUUAAUAUUAUAAUUAUCAAUCAUUAUCAAUAUCAUUAUCAUUACCAUUAUUAUUAAUACUAUAAUUAUCAAUCAUUAUCGUUAUCAUUAUCAUUACCAUUAUUAUUAUUAUUAUUAUUAUUAUUAUUAUUAUUAUUAUUAUUAUUAUUAUUAUUAUUAUUAUUAUUAUUAUUAUUAUUAUUAUUAUUAUUACUAUUACUAUUACUAUUAUUACUAUUAUUAUUACUAUUAUUAUUACUAUUAUUAUUACUAUUAUUAUUACUAUUAUUAUUAUUAUUAUUAUUAUUAUUAUUAUUAUUAUUAUUAUUAUUAUUAUUAUCAUUAUCAUAGUUAUUAUUGCAGUUACUAUUAUUAGAGUUGUAUUUACAAUUUCAUUCAUGAUAUUUAUUUUAUUACAUUGAUAUACCCUGACAUUGUUUUCUAGUAGGUUACUUUUUUAUUGUGAUGUGUUAAUUAUGUGUAAGGAGGAUUUUUCAGUGUUUUACAGUUUCACAAGGCAACUGUGCAAAAGUUGUUCUUACCUUAAAGAAGAUAUUUACUUCAUUUUUGAAAAAAAUAAAAAAACAUUUGACACAUGUGCACACACGCACACGCACACGCACACGCACACGCACACGCACACGCACACGCACACGCACACGCACACGCACACGCACACGCACACGCACAUGCACACGCACACGCACACGCUCACGCACACACGCACACACACACACCUACUUCAGGAACAACAGAUUAGCAUUGUAGCUUUUGAAUCUGUCAAAAAGAAAUUGGAAAUUAUUCAAAUGGAUCAAUACUCCUGCCUGGAGCAGGUGACACUGUGACUUAUGGCUGUUGUAGAGAGUUAAGCUUAUUGUGAUGUUUUCCCUUUGAAGAUAAACCCUAUUUUUGUAUUAUUUUAUUUCAGAAUCUUUUUGUGAAUAUAAAGUAAAGAAUGUUUUUGAUUUCAUUAUAGUGGACAUUAAGGAUUUAUAUAGCAACACUUACCCCCCUCCUCCAUGCCUUUUAUCUCAUUAUAGAAGUGCUUUCAUACAAAAAAUUAAUUAAAAUAGGCUCUUGAUCGAGGACAGUAUUUUUUAAUUCGAUUUUUUGUUAGUUUGUUCUGCAACUGUAUAUACAAGUGAAUUGUAUUAAAUAUCACACAAGAUUUGGCACAGAUAUACUAUGCACUCCUUCCUUAGAUGUGUUCUGCCUUGCUUAGUCUCAUCCAAACUAGACAUAUAUUAUCCUAUUUUACUCUCCUCAUAUUGUUUUAUCUUUUAGACUUUACGUACACGAAAUAUGUAAAAAAAAGAAAAAAAAAAUCACAUUGUGGCAGGUUCAGUGUGUGAUAUAUGAGUAUCGUAUAUUAUACAGCUUUUGCUGUAUAAUUGAUUUUAUUGCUCAUGUUACUUUUGUUGUAAUUUCUUUUAAUAUUUUUUUUUUUUUAAUAUCAGAGAGGAAGAGAACAUUCCUUCACAUACACAACCCAAUUUUUUUUUAGUUAAGAGUCCAUGAUAUUGGAAGUUGACAUAUGUAGUUUAUAUAUGGUUAAGCUGUGCACUAGUAAGAGAGUAUACUAGCAGGUGAGGAGGAAGGUAGGAGGCAGGGAAAUGGGUCUUAAUUACCCUUGUCUUACACUGCCUUGCCUUACCUGGCCUGACCUCUCAAAUGAUCUGAUAUAAUAUAAUGUUAGGCCAAUACUGUUGUGGAAGGCAGGCCUUUAGAAUAUAUGAUAAAGUAGCUUCCCAAACUUGAAAUGAAACUUGGCUUAUUUUCUUUUUUGGACAGAGAGUUGAUUCAGAUGUGGUUAUUUUAUCUGUAUACCUACUAUAUUUAUUAGAAAAUUAUUUGAGAAUUAUCGUGAAUGACUAGUUUAAUCUUGGUUGGGUAUGAUGCAGCUUCACUAUCAUAAUUCUAUAAAUGACCUAUAGUUAUCACAUUGACUAAAUCCACUGUAUAAAAUCUCAAAGCUCUUUAUGAUUAGACUUUAAACAAAUGGUGUAUAGCUUCAUUUUCCUUGAUUUUUCAGCAAUCUUUUGCUGAGACUGUAUAUCUCAGUCAGAGUUUGGUAUUUUUCUGUUCAGAAAAAAUAAGAAUUUAUUCCACAUAGAUUUUGCUUAACCCCCUUGUUUUCCUUGAGCUUUUGGACAAGGCAGGAUUAUUGCAGUGUGAACACUCUAUCUAUAUCAGUAUGUGUAUAAAAGCUUAAAACUCUUCUUCUAUAGGUUGUCUUGAGAUAUGUCCACAUUAUGUAAUGGUGGGGAACCUGUCCAAUAUUUAUAAUAAAGGAAUAAUUUAU